AUGGAUGUCAAUGGGCAGGUGCCCUUUCCAAAGGGACCAUUUGAUGUGUAUAAUGAUGCCCAGGAGGUAUUCAGGCCCAGAGGCCAUCAGACAAUGGCUGGCUCAUACCAAGCAUAUCAGUGCAGACAAACUGGCAUCCAGAAUGUCACACAUGCACACUGGCUUGUGGAGGACAGUCUUGUCCCUCCUCCCUCUUGCUCCCCUACCACAUCAAGCGAACCUAAACUAGACCCUGAGUGCAUGACAGCAACACUCAAUGAAUCUCUACAUCAUGCCCUCUCUCCCAUAUGUGCCACAACUAAAUUUCACCACAUGACAUGCAGCUCCAUGUGGAUGCUUGGUCCCUAUGUCACACCCAUGCCCAAUGCUGGGUCCAUCCUGUCCAUGUUCAACACUCCAUUUAACCCACAUGAACUCAAGUACCCUAUCAACUGUUCUCAAAGUGGAUGGAAACCUGGUAUCUGCGAAGAAGUACAAGAGACUAUGAGAUGUGAUGGAAGCUCUGGGGGGUGGUUGAACAAACGAAGAACAUGCACUGUUUGCUAUUCUAGGAAAGACUACAAAGUACAAGACAGAUUCAAAGUAGAAAGACCUUGGCCCCCCUCUGGGAGCAGAGUGCUAGGAGGUGACCAAGUACUGCUCUUUGGUGAAAUUGCGAAGGCAGAGUGGAGAAACCAUGAACCAGUUCAAUCGACCAUGCAACAGGCAAGACUAUCUAAGUGGUUUGAACUCCUGUCAGGGGGAUGA
This is a messenger RNA of Pisolithus orientalis, 747 nucleotides long. RefSeq lists its product as uncharacterized. NCBI's taxonomy places the organism in Eukaryota, Fungi, Basidiomycota, Agaricomycetes, Boletales, Pisolithaceae. The record is from RefSeq and is a predicted model, not a curated record. Bases 1 to 747 code for a protein of 248 amino acids. The transcript is spliced from 4 exons.